Molecule: messenger RNA, 4415 nt
Organism: Pogona vitticeps (central bearded dragon)
Lineage: Eukaryota; Metazoa; Chordata; Lepidosauria; Squamata; Agamidae
Source: RefSeq, a predicted model, not a curated record
GUAUAUCUUUGAGGAGUGGGUUUCAGAGAUGCACAAGAGGUGAGCUGAGUUCUUUUUGCCCCCCCCCCGGCAUUGGGGUCCCUUGCCAAAGUCACAAGCCCUUGAUCCAACAGAGCCCGCCCUCCUCGGGUCCUUUGGGGACUCCUUUUUAAUCUUUCGCCUUGGCUGCCUUGCUCUGCGAGACUCCUCCGUUUUGUUUUCUUUACUGUGAUGUGUACUGAGUGGCUUUUUAAAAAAAAAAGAAAAGAAAAGAACCAAAAAAACAAGGGGAAAAAAACCUCCGGCAUGGAACAUUCCUUUGGCAAAAUGACAUUCACGUGGCUGGAAGAGCAGAGAGCGAGAAGCACAUCCUUCUGAGCCGUUCCGUCACCAGAGUUAGCUCAAAGCCUCUCUCUGCCUGCACGCUUCCAGCUGGAGAGACGCCAAGGGGACACUUAGCGGAAUUGCAUUGCCUGGCCCCGGCGAGGGAGCCGGUGCCGUUUGUCGGCGCCGGGCAGGGUGGCCUUCAGAAGCGAGGACUUGGUGGCUGCAAGAAGCUCAACCAGCCUGUCUACACGAGGGACCUCCGAAUCUGGUUUCACUACACCCCGGGGAAUUCUAGGAAACUGAAAUUCCGUCCAAGAAGUCUUUAAGUCGCUAGGAGAGGAUCGGUCUACUAGGAGAAGGUAAGUCCACAGAGGCCUUUCGGAUAAAUUUACAGUUCCCAGUAUUCCCCAGGACAGGUUAAACCAGAUUAAGUGUCCCAUAUGGAACAAGUCCCAAAUCAUAACAGCACCCUAGAGCAUUCUGGUGAUGACAGAUCACUCCUGUAUAGAGAAUUCUCACCCUCAAAUGAUUUCCUACAAUCCUUAUCAGAGCUUGAAUAGUUACAAGUAACAGUUUGGUUGUAGUUAUUUGUAACUAAUUGCUUUGAGUUAAGGAGGAGGGGAUUAAAAAAAUCAACAUUUCAAUGUCACAACAAGCAGGAACAAAAUUACCUCACUGGGCAUCAUGAGUGGGUUUUUUUUUUCACAAGCUAAUUUCAAAAAGUUACUUUUAAAGGGAAAUUUUAACAAGAAUCUUGUCAGGUAAGGAUCACCACCUUCAAGCAAUUUGAUGAUCUGGAAAGUUGACCCUACAAGGAAGUGCUGAGAGCUCAAGCAUCUGUUUGUUUCAGAGAAGAAAGGGUUAAGCAGAGAGUCGCAGCAGCAGUUUUCACAUAUCUGAAGUGCAGUCGUGCAAAAGAACCGAGAAAAAAUUUGUUUCCUCUUGCUCCAGAAGUCAGGACCAGAACCAAAUGGGUGGAAAAACUAAAAGACUAGAGAUUUCAAGGAAGCAUUUCAGAGAAGCUUCCUACGGGGACGAGCUUUACCCAUGGAACUGACUCCCUCUUGGGUGCAAGCCCCUUGUUAGCUUGAAGUAGUUAAGCAGAAGUUUGAUGGUGGGGGGUUAGCAAUGCAUUAGGGACACUGUCGUUGCAAGAUUCAGGGGUUGGAUUUGAUCAUAUCCUAGGAUUUCUUCCAAUACUGUGAUUCUUCUUCCACUCUUUCUGAGCUUCCUUAACAUGAAUUGUGGACAGACAAACCACAAGACCGUCCCCGGUCCGACAGCAGUGGACAAAGUGGCCACAUGAUUCUCCCCGAAAGAAUACAAAAUGGUGUGGGGUUGGUUUGUUUUUUUGAGAAAAGUAAUUACUUGUGCUCUUCCUACAGCAACUAAAGCUUAAUCCUGCACAGCUAAAACAAAACACAACAACUAGGAGGCCUUGGAGAAAGUCUACUGAUGCUGAACUAGGCCUGACCACAGUUGUUCCUGCUUAAGGCCAUGUUCCAAGAAAGCAAGCAAGAUGGCAGCCAGGACCCUUUUGGAUUCUCUGUCCUCCUCCUGGUCAAGCUGGCCGUCCCUGCUGUUUCUCAUCCCGGUGGCCUUCUUGGUGGGAUUUGGACGGAGCUGUCCUUCAAAAUGCCAUUGUAUGGCCCAGGAUAAGGUGGUUUUCUGCAACGGCCGGAAUCUGACGAGCGUUCCAGGCAGGAUCCCUCCAGACUCCGAGUUCUUGGACUUGAGCCGCAAUUUCCUCCGCACCCUGCAAGGGGGAAUGUUCUCCCGUCUGCGGGCUCUGAAGGAGCUCGAUCUAAGCCAUAACGUGAUCUCCAACAUCGAACACAGAGCCUUCAAUAGCCUACAUAACCUGAUGACUCUGCAGCUCAACAGCAACAGGCUGGAUAUGAUCUCAGACGGCAUCUUUGCCGGGCUACCCAACCUCUCCGUCCUUGACAUUAGUGAGAACAGGAUCCUUGUCUUCCUGGAUCACUCCUUCAAGGACCUCUCCAAUCUCAGGAAGUUGGAGGUGGGAGGCAACCACCUGGUCUUCAUUUCAAGCCAUGCUUUCCGUGGCCUCCAGCGUCUCCAGCAGCUCAGCCUAGAGAAGUGUAAGUUCACCAGCAUCCCGACAGAAGCUUUCUCCCACCUGCACCAUCUCGUGGAGCUGCGUCUCAAAGUCCUGAACAUCAGUAUCCUUCCCAACCACUCUUUUAAGAGACUCCCUCACCUGAGAGUUCUAGAAAUCCACCGGUGGCCUUUCCUGACGACGUUGCAGUCUCAAAGCCUCUCCGGCUUAAACAUCACCUCCUUGUCGAUCACAAAAUGCAACCUCCACGAUGUCCCUUACGAAGCCAUCAAGCAUUUGGCUCACCUCCGUGUCCUUGACCUCUCUUACAACCCAAUCUCUGUCAUCCAUGGGAAGAAGCUGGCAGACCUUUCCCGUCUUCAGGAGUUCCACCUCACAGGUGGGAGGCUGGUCACGAUACACGUGAGCGCCUUUCAUGGCCUUGUCCACUUCCGCCUCCUCAAUGUCUCAAGCAAUAGUUUGCAAACUCUUGAGGAGAAUGUCUUCCACUCUGUAGGGAACCUUGAGGUCCUCAGAUUGGACCGAAACCCUUUGGCUUGCGACUGCCGACUCCUGUGGAUUGUCCGGAGGCGGCAGAGGUUGAAUUUUGAAGCCCGUCAGCCGGUCUGUGCUAUUAACUCAACCACGAAAGGAAAAGUCUUCCAUAGAUUCUCAGAUAUCUCCCCAGGCCACUUCAGAUGUAGGAAAUCUAAGAUUGAGGACAAGACCCUUCAGACCGUGAACAUUGAAGAAGGUGAUGAGGCCAACCUGACCUGCAAAAGUGGAGGAGAUCCACCUCCCACUGUUUCAUGGGUGUCCCCUCAAAAUGUCACAUUGAACACCAGUCACAAGGGUCGGCUGGCAGUCCUUUCUGAUGGUACCUUGAAGAUCCAGUAUGCCUUGCCAGAAGACAGUGGGCGGUACCUCUGCAUCGCAACCAACACAGCUGGUAAUGACACCAAGGUGGCCCAUCUUCAUGUCUCUGUACCUCUUCUCAACAGCUCCUUCCUCUUGAAUGAAGUCAACUUGCUCAACAACACAAGGAUGUCCUUCCACCCCUUCCUGGUUGACACCGGCACCUUGGUGGGGAUCUUGGCCAUUGGAAUUGUGCCCUUCCUCUGUUCUGUGAUGGUUUGCUUCCUUUUCAUCUUCCUCUGGAGUAAGGGCAAAGGAAACACCAAAACCUAUGUGACUGAAUCGGUGCCCCAUUACCCCUUUGGUAGGAAGGCUAUGUCCAGCAAAUGCAGAACUAUAAAUAAGAAACCAAGAUGAAUUAACCCCUUGGCUUCUGUUUGAGUUGAAGGACAUCAUUCCAUUCUCCUUGAAUGCUAGCUCUUACAUGGACAAAGGGAAUCUUCUCAAUGGGCCAAGGAGGUCCUUACAGCACCAAGAGAGAUCUCCUUAGCCUCUACAGAGUUUCUCCUGCUUGUUAGCAGCGCAUACCAAAGGGGAAAAUGUAGAUUUUCCACCCUCUGAGACUUCAGACAAAGAGGAAUGGAUGGGUGUCUCUUUCUGGAGGAGCUAAAGAUCAAGCUUUAGCUGCCUUAAAUUAAAAAAAGAAUAAUAGAAUAAUUCUCUUCUUCCAGCUUAUAAAUUUAGAGUGUGGUGGGUGGAUGUUAAAGAGUUUCAGCGGGACCUAUAGAAGGUGGAAGUGUCAGGAAGAAAGGUUGUUAUUUGUGUUUACUAGGGUUACAAGGCGUUUCAGAAGUUCUCAGCUUCUUUUUGGCAAGGGGAGUUGUGUGUGUUACUCACAACUCUGAGAUAGCGUCAUGACACACAGAAGUCGUUAGAUUUCAGGAUAGUGCCAUGAGAAAGAUUUCAAGUCUUGUCGGCACUUCUCAAAGACAAAUACAGUAUCAGCAUUGAGAAUUGGCAGCCUGCAAAUAUCGAAGUGGUGGAUUUGAAUUCUGGAUGCCGAACUCUGGGAUUUUGGGGUGCCAGAAACAAAAAGUAGCUCUGUUCAGAUUCCCCCUGCUUCUACUUCAUGCUGGACCUUGAUUUUUUUUUCCACACAGCUUGUACAUUAAUAAACCAACAUGCUUUUCCGUUU